Molecule: messenger RNA, 4425 nt
Organism: Phodopus roborovskii (desert hamster)
Lineage: Eukaryota; Metazoa; Chordata; Mammalia; Rodentia; Cricetidae
Gene: Kcnma1
Product: potassium calcium-activated channel subfamily M alpha 1
Exons: 32
Coding region: 242-4198 (1318 amino acids)
Biological process (GO): potassium ion transport; transmembrane transport
Cellular component (GO): postsynaptic membrane
Molecular function (GO): large conductance calcium-activated potassium channel activity
Source: RefSeq, a predicted model, not a curated record
CCCCGGGCGGGCCGGCGGCCCGGGGGAGGGCGGGCGGCGGCGCUAGGCUGUAUAUAUCUCCACGCACCCCGCCAGGUCGCGCACAUCGCCCCGAGCCCAGGCGCCUCCCCGCCCCCCUCCCCGCGCUCCGCGGCGGCGGCGGCAGCAGUAGCAGCAACAUGGCUGUUGAUGGGUGUUCGGGGUGGCGCUGGCGGCGGGAGGAGCUCCCCCGAGCCCCUGCGCCGGCCGCCCGUUGCUAGCUAUGGCAAACGGUGGCGGCGGCGGCGGCGGCAGCAGCGGCGGCGGCGGCGGCGGCGGCGGCGGAGGCAGCGGUCUUAGAAUGAGCAGCAAUAUCCACGCGAACCAUCUCAGCCUAGACGCGUCCUCCUCCUCCUCUUCCUCCUCCUCUUCCUCCUCCUCUUCCUCUUCGUCCUCGGUCCACGAGCCCAAGAUGGAUGCGCUCAUCAUCCCGGUGACCAUGGAGGUGCCGUGCGACAGCCGGGGCCAACGCAUGUGGUGGGCUUUCCUGGCCUCCUCCAUGGUGACUUUCUUCGGGGGCCUCUUCAUCAUCUUGCUCUGGCGGACGCUCAAGUACCUGUGGACCGUCUGCUGUCACUGCGGGGGCAAGACGAAGGAGGCCCAGAAGAUAAAUAAUGGCUCCAGCCAGGCAGAUGGUACUCUCAAGCCAGUGGAUGAAAAAGAGGAAGUGGUGGCAGCCGAGGUCGGCUGGAUGACAUCUGUGAAGGACUGGGCAGGGGUGAUGAUUUCCGCCCAGACAUUGACUGGCAGAGUCCUGGUUGUGCUAGUCUUUGCUCUCAGCAUUGGUGCCCUUGUAAUAUACUUCAUAGACUCAUCAAACCCAAUAGAAUCCUGCCAGAAUUUCUACAAAGAUUUCACAUUACAGAUCGACAUGGCUUUCAACGUGUUCUUCCUUCUCUACUUUGGCUUGCGGUUUAUUGCAGCCAACGAUAAGCUCUGGUUCUGGCUGGAAGUGAAUUCUGUAGUAGAUUUCUUCACAGUUCCUCCCGUGUUUGUGUCUGUGUACUUAAACAGAAGUUGGCUUGGCUUGAGAUUUUUAAGAGCUCUUAGACUGAUACAGUUUUCAGAAAUUUUGCAGUUUCUGAAUAUCCUGAAAACAAGCAAUUCCAUCAAGCUGGUGAAUCUGCUCUCCAUAUUUAUCAGCACUUGGCUGACAGCAGCUGGAUUCAUCCACUUGGUGGAGAAUUCAGGGGACCCAUGGGAAAAUUUCCAAAACAACCAGGCACUUACGUACUGGGAAUGUGUCUACUUACUAAUGGUCACAAUGUCUACAGUGGGCUACGGGGAUGUUUAUGCAAAAACUACGCUUGGACGUCUCUUCAUGGUCUUCUUCAUUCUCGGGGGACUGGCCAUGUUUGCCAGCUACGUCCCUGAAAUCAUAGAGUUAAUAGGAAACCGCAAGAAAUACGGGGGCUCCUAUAGCGCGGUUAGUGGAAGAAAGCACAUUGUAGUCUGUGGCCACAUCACUCUGGAGAGUGUCUCUAACUUCCUGAAGGACUUUCUGCACAAGGACCGGGAUGAUGUCAAUGUGGAGAUCGUCUUUCUUCACAACAUCUCCCCCAACCUUGAGCUUGAGGCUCUAUUUAAACGACAUUUUACUCAGGUGGAAUUUUAUCAGGGUUCUGUCCUCAAUCCACAUGAUCUUGCCAGAGUCAAGAUAGAGUCAGCAGAUGCGUGCCUGAUUCUUGCCAAUAAGUACUGCGCUGACCCAGAUGCAGAAGAUGCCUCCAACAUCAUGAGAGUGAUCUCCAUAAAGAACUAUCACCCAAAAAUCAGAAUCAUAACUCAGAUGCUGCAGUAUCAUAACAAGGCCCAUCUGCUCAACAUCCCCAGCUGGAAUUGGAAAGAGGGUGAUGACGCAAUAUGCCUCGCAGAGCUCAAGUUGGGUUUCAUAGCCCAGAGCUGUCUGGCUCAAGGCCUCUCCACAAUGCUUGCCAACCUCUUCUCUAUGAGGUCAUUCAUAAAGAUUGAGGAAGACACGUGGCAGAAAUACUACUUGGAAGGAGUCUCCAAUGAGAUGUACACAGAAUAUCUCUCCAGUGCCUUCGUGGGUCUGUCCUUCCCUACUGUUUGUGAGCUGUGCUUUGUGAAGCUCAAGCUCCUGAUGAUAGCCAUUGAGUACAAGUCUGCCAACCGGGAGAGCCGAAGCCGAAAGCGAAUAUUAAUUAACCCUGGGAACCACCUUAAGAUCCAAGAAGGUACUUUAGGAUUCUUCAUUGCAAGUGAUGCCAAGGAAGUUAAAAGGGCAUUUUUUUACUGCAAGGCCUGUCAUGAUGACGUCACAGAUCCCAAAAGAAUUAAAAAAUGUGGCUGCAGGCGGCCCAAGAUGUCCAUCUACAAGAGAAUGAGACGAGCAUGUUGUUUUGAUUGCGGACGUUCUGAGCGUGACUGCUCGUGCAUGUCAGACCGUGUGCGUGGUAACGUGGACACCCUUGAGAGAGCCUUCCCGCUUUCUUCUGUCUCUGUUAAUGAUUGCUCCGCCAGUUUCCGUGCCUUUGAAGAUGAGCAGCCGCCAACACUGUCACCCAAAAAAAAACAACGUAAUGGGGGUAUGAGGAACUCACCCAACUCCUCCCCGAAGCUGAUGAGGCAUGACCCCUUGUUAAUUCCUGGCAAUGAUCAGAUUGACAACAUGGACUCCAAUGUGAAAAAGUAUGACUCUACUGGAAUGUUUCAUUGGUGCGCACCCAAGGAGAUUGAGAAAGUCAUUCUGACUCGAAGUGAAGCUGCCAUGACUGUCCUGAGCGGUCAUGUUGUAGUCUGCAUCUUUGGGGAUGUCAGCUCAGCCCUGAUUGGCCUCCGGAACCUGGUGAUGCCGCUCCGUGCUAGCAAUUUUCACUACCAUGAGCUCAAACACAUUGUGUUUGUGGGCUCCAUCGAGUACCUCAAGCGAGAGUGGGAAACACUGCACAACUUCCCCAAAGUGUCCAUAUUGCCUGGUACACCAUUAAGUCGGGCUGAUUUAAGGGCUGUCAACAUCAACCUCUGUGACAUGUGCGUUAUCCUGUCAGCCAAUCAGAAUAAUAUUGAUGAUACUUCGCUUCAGGACAAGGAAUGCAUCUUGGCGUCACUCAACAUCAAAUCUAUGCAGUUUGAUGACAGCAUCGGGGUCUUGCAGGCUAAUUCCCAAGGAUUCACACCUCCUGGAAUGGACAGAUCAUCUCCAGACAACAGCCCAGUGCAUGGGAUGUUACGCCAGCCAUCCAUCACAACAGGGGUCAACAUCCCCAUCAUCACAGAACUCGCUAAACCAGGCAAGUUGCCUUUGGUAUCAGUCAAUCAGGAAAAAAACAGUGGGACCCACAUUCUAAUGAUAACGGAGUUGGUGAAUGAUACUAAUGUUCAGUUUUUGGACCAAGACGAUGACGAUGACCCUGACACAGAGCUGUACCUCACACAGCCCUUUGCAUGUGGGACAGCAUUUGCCGUCAGCGUCCUGGACUCACUCAUGAGUGCGACAUACUUCAAUGACAAUAUCCUCACCCUGAUACGGACCCUGGUGACAGGAGGAGCCACACCAGAGCUUGAGGCUCUGAUUGCUGAGGAGAAUGCACUUCGAGGGGGCUACAGCACUCCCCAGACACUGGCCAACAGAGACCGUUGCCGAGUGGCUCAGUUAGCCCUGUUGGAUGGGCCCUUUGCAGACUUAGGGGAUGGUGGUUGUUAUGGUGAUCUGUUCUGCAAAGCUCUAAAAACAUAUAAUAUGCUUUGUUUUGGAAUUUACCGGCUGAGAGAUGCCCAUCUCAGCACCCCCAGUCAGUGUACAAAAAGGUAUGUCAUCACCAACCCCCCCUAUGAGUUUGAGCUCGUCCCGACAGACCUGAUCUUCUGCCUGAUGCAGUUUGACCACAACGCUGGCCAGUCCCGGGCCAGCCUGUCUCAUUCCUCCCACUCCUCACAGUCCUCCAGUAAGAAGAGCUCUUCUGUCCACUCUAUCCCGUCCACAGCAAAUCGGCCGAACCGGCCCAAGUCCAGGGAGUCUCGCGACAAACAGAAUGCAACAAGGAUGACUAGAAUGGGCCAAGCAGAAAAGAAAUGGUUUACAGAUGAACCGGAUAAUGCCUACCCCAGAAACAUUCAAACCAAGCCCAUGAGUACCCACAUGGCUAACCAGAUCAACCAAUAUAAAUCCACAAGCAGCUUGAUCCCUCCAAUCAGAGAAGUUGAAGAUGAAUGUUGACUCCCAGGAGACCAGAACUAUUUUUUUAAAGCCUGACAAACUUCAUAAAUGGUGACGUGACUUUUCUUCCUCUUCCAUGCUGAAUCACUGGUGGAAACACUAGAGCAAGCAAGAAUUGAAAGAAAAAGUAGACAGCUCUUUCUCUUUGCCUUGAAUAUUGCUUCCAUGUACUUUGGAAAAGAAAAUUAUUUCAUUUAUAAAUGAACAUACUAAAAUAGUCAUGUAUA